This is a messenger RNA of Carcharodon carcharias (great white shark), 726 nucleotides long. RefSeq names its product death-associated protein kinase 2-like. Gene Ontology annotation, molecular function: protein serine/threonine kinase activity; ATP binding. The transcript has 6 exons. The coding region runs from base 109 to 726 and encodes 205 amino acids. Gene Ontology annotation, biological process: intracellular signal transduction; protein phosphorylation; positive regulation of apoptotic process. Gene Ontology annotation, cellular component: nucleus; cytoplasm. NCBI's taxonomy places the organism in Eukaryota, Metazoa, Chordata, Chondrichthyes, Lamniformes, Lamnidae. The record is from RefSeq and is a predicted model, not a curated record.
AGAGAGAGGAGGCAGCAAGUUUCAAGGAGUCAGGAACGCAGAGAGAAAGCAGCAACUUUUAACAUUAGCCAUGGUCUGGUGAGGAGAGUCUACGCUGACUAGAGAGAGAUGGCUGUAAAUCAUCAGAAUGUGGAGGACCUGUACGAGUUCGGGGAAACACUUGGCAGUGGUCACUUUGGGACUGUAAGGAUGUGCUUUACCAAGAACUCACGAGCCCCAUUCGCUGCCAAGUUUAUCAAACUGAGGAAGUCAAAGACCAGCCGGUGGGGGCUGGAUCGUGAGCAGAUUGACCAAGAGGUGAAAAUCCUGUCGGAGGUGCAACACCCCAAUGUCAUUGAGCUGCACGAUGUGUUCGAGGGCAAGACGGAUAUGGUCCUGAUCAUGGAGCUGGUUUCAGGCGGAGAGCUGUUUGACUACGUGGCCGAGAAGGAGAGUCUGAGUGAAGAGCAGGCCAUGGAGUUUAUCCAGCAGAUCCUGCAGGCACUGGGCUACCUACACAGCAAGAGCAUCGCUCACCUGGACCUGAAGCCUUUGGCCCGGGGUUUGAGUCUAUCACCGUCGGCUGACCUGACGCUGAGCCUCACCCAGGCGGCCCACGGCCCCGGCUGGAGUAUUGAGGAACAUUCCGGACCCCAGGCCUCGGAGGUGGGAAGCUGCCGAGGCCUCAGAAAGGGUUCGGAGGAGGAUUCCCAGGAUGGGACCAGGGAUGAGGGUCUUCAGUUAUGA